This is a messenger RNA of Closterium sp. Naga37s-1, 2562 nucleotides long. The record is from the annotation of a GenBank genome assembly. Lineage: Eukaryota; Viridiplantae; Streptophyta; Zygnematophyceae; Desmidiales; Closteriaceae.
AUGUCAUCGUCGGGUCGCAGCAGCAGCAGCAGCAACACCGUCUUCUCCUCCGACCGCAGCGUCGCCAGCAGCGUCGCCAGUUGCUCCUCCGCGCGCGCCCUCCCCUCGUUCCCCCGACAAGCCGCCGUUGAUUCCGCCGCCCCUGAUUCUGCCGCCCCUGAUUCUGCCGCGCCUGAUAACACCGCGCCUGAUACUGUCAUUCCUGAUACCACCGUCCCUGGUUCCGCCCCGGCCAUCCCCCCGUGGGACAUCCGUGCGUCCCCCGCCGCGGGUAGCGCGGGCGUGCAGCAGGCGAGCGGCGACGUGUUCAUCCCGUGGCCCGCCCACGUGCGCGCCGCCCUCGCUUCUCCGCAGCAGCAGCAGCAGCAGCAGCAGCAGCAAUACACCUUGUUCUUGCAGCAGCAACAGCAGGGCCUUCAGGGAGGGGUGCAGCUAGAGCAGCAGCCGGAUUUCUCUCUGUUUCACCAGCAGCAGCAGCAGCAGCAGCAGCUGUUUGCGUUCCAGCAGCAGCAGGGCGUGCGGCGCACAGGGGACUGCGUGGGGACGUGCCUGACAUCCCUGGAGGUGCUGCUGAAUCCCUUCUGCGCGCGCGCCACGCACCACCUGCCCCUCCACUCGCCCGCGUUCUCCAUGGCGUCCAAUUCUUCCGCGCCCACCUCCAACGGCCCCUCCCCGCUCGCCCCCUGGCACCACCCGCAGCAGCAGGCGCAGCAGCCGUACCACCCGCAGCAGCAGGCCUUUCCGCCCCCCCACGGCCUCAUGCCGCCGCCCCAGCCACGCCCAUCGCAGCAACAAAACCACGUCUCUUUCCAGCUGCCUUCGCAGCAGCAGCAGCAGCAGCAGCAUUCACAGCAGCAGGGGGGAGGCGACAUGGGAAUGGGCAUGGACAUGGAUCUGAGCAUUCAGCUGCCCGCACGGCGCUGGCCGCCCACCCUCGCCGCCGUCACGCCUGGCAGAAGUCUCACCGCCUCUGUGCUUGGCCGCGGCCCCACCCCCAACAUCCGCACGCUGUUCAACAUAGAGCGCAAGGCGCUGGGCGAGGGGCAGUACGGCAAGGUGUAUGUGUGCACGGAGAAGGCCACCGGCGCGCGGUACGCCUGCAAGACCAUCGCCCGCAGCUCCCUCAUCUCCGUGGAAGAUGUGGAGGACGUGCGCAUGGAGGUGAGCGUGCUGUUCCGGCUGCAGGGGCAGCCGAACGUGGUGCGCGUGCACAGCACGUACGAGGACCGGCGGGACAUCCACAUCGUCAUGGAGCUGUGCAGCGGGGGCGAGCUCUUCGAUGAGAUCAACCGCCGCUGCGAUGAGAUGACCGUGCCCUACAGUGAGCGCGACGCUGCGAAGCUGUGCAAGGCGGUGGUGCGGGCGGUGCAUUCGUGCCACAGCAGCGGGGUGAUCCACCGCGACCUCAAGCCCGAAAACUUCCUCUUCUCCUCGCCCGGCACUGAUGCCGUGCUCAAAGCCGCUGACUUCGGCAUGGCUGCCUACUUCAAACCUGGCGAGGGUUUCACGCGGGUGUGUGGCAGCUGCAUGUACAUGGCACCGGAGGUGAUCCGCAUCUGGGAGAACCUGGGCAAGCAGCGCUACGGGCCGCCCGUGGACAUCUGGGCGUGUGGGGUCAUCUUCUACAUCCUCCUCGCUGGCAACUACCCCUUCCUGCCCCAAGGCCCCGACCGGUCGGAGAGGGCGUUCAGGCGGGUGAUACUGCAGCCGCAGCGCCUGUUCCGCGAGGCGGUGUGGGGGCGCAUAUCGGCGGACGCCAAGAGCCUCAUCGCCGCCAUGCUGCACCCCGACCCCGCCCUGCGCCCCACCGCGCAACAAGUGCUCGAGCACACGUGGAUAGUGCGGGCGCCGGACGAGCCGUUGGAGAAGGACGUGGUGGACCGAUUCAAGCAGUUCCUCUACGUCAUGCGCCUCAAGAAGGUCAAGAAGGUGGCGCUCCGGGCGAUGGUGGAGGGCAUGAGUGAGGACGACAUCCGCGUGGUGCAGGGGGACUUGGGUCGCCUCGACCCCAACGCCAGCGGAGUGGUGCCCAUAGAAGCGCUGCCCCACGCGCUGCACUCGCGCGGCUUCCACGGGCCCGCUGAUGCCGUCGCCAGCAUCAUCCACUCGAGGGCAAUCUGUCUGGACGGCAAGGUGGCGUUUGACUAUGCGGACUUCUUCGUGGCGCUGCUGCAGCUGUGCGGCGUGGAGCAGCAGGAGAACCUCUUCCAGGCGUUCUCCGUGUUUGACCAGGACCUGAGCGGGUACAUCAGCGAGGCGGAGCUGCAGCGCGCGUGUGACAAGUACCGCGUCAACCGCCAAGUGGUGGAGGAGAUGAUGGCGGAGGUCAACCGCGAUGAGGCGGGGCGGGUGGACUACAACGAGUUUGUGGCGAUGAUGCGCAUGCAGGCGGGCGGGGUGAGUCGGCGAACCAUAGAGCGCCACAUGGACAACGGCAGCAUCAAGGAGAUGGACCACGGGGGUGCAUCAGGGCCGUACGAUGGCGACAGCGAUGACAUGCGCAGCGAUGCCGCCUGUGCUGCUGCUGAUACGGCCAGUGUUGGGAAUGGGGGCGGGUUCUGA